AUGUAUCUACCUCGCCGGCUGCUGCCGUCCUUUUCUUCCGUGUGUGGGCGCCGCCACCUUCCGGGUGCUGCGGCCCUUGUGGUCGGCGCUGGCCGCCUCCAACCACCCACGCAGUACUCCUCGUCAGCGAAUGAGAGUACCUUCCUGCUCCUGUACGAGUACGUGGAGGACAUGACUGUUCGUCGGACCUCCUAUCGCGCUGCCCACCUGGCCCUUGCUCAAUUUCACAAGGAGCAGGGCAAGGUCGUCAUGGGUGGUGCCUUUGCCGAUGCCGCGGGGGCAGCCUACGUGUUCAAGGUUCCGCGGCGUGAAGAUGUGGAAGAGUUUGUUCGAGCAGAUCCCUACUUCGAGCAUGGCCUGGUGUCUCACUACUCUAUCAAGGAGUGGCAUCUCACCUCCUAA
This is a messenger RNA of Acanthamoeba castellanii str. Neff, 402 nucleotides long. Its product is annotated as YCIIrelated domain containing protein. Lineage: Eukaryota; Discosea; Longamoebia; Acanthamoebidae. The record is from RefSeq and is a predicted model, not a curated record. Bases 1 to 402 code for a protein of 133 amino acids. The transcript has 3 exons.